Molecule: messenger RNA, 1255 nt
Organism: Gadus macrocephalus (Pacific cod)
Lineage: Eukaryota; Metazoa; Chordata; Actinopteri; Gadiformes; Gadidae
Exons: 4
Coding region: 1-1239 (412 amino acids)
Source: RefSeq, a predicted model, not a curated record
AUGUCUUUCGCCAAGAUAAGGAUUACGCCGUCGCAGCAGUCGGUCCUGCGGGCCUCCGAUGCGGCGGCAGCCUUCACCGCCGCCAUGGGGCCACGCGGGCCCCAGGCUCCCGCCAGCGCCAAGAGGCCGGAGGAGGUGGAGAAGGAGGCCCGACCAAUCGGCAGCCGCAAAUCUUCCCCUCGACUUUCGACCGCCCAAUCAGCAACCCCGCAUCGACUCGAGGGACGCCCCGCCCAAUCAGCAACCCGCAUCGACUCGAGGGACCUCAGCUCGAGGGACGCCCCGCCCAAUCAGCAACCCGCAUCGACUCGAGGGACCUCAGCUCGAGGGGCGCCCCGCCCAAUCAGCAACCCGCAUCAGCAUCAGCUCGAGGAAAACCUUCCACGUGUGUCAGCCAUUAUCUCUGCAUUCGAUGAUAAGAUGUCUUUUGCAAAUUUGAAGAUGACGCCGUCGCAUCAGUUGGUCCUGCGGGCCUCUGAUGCGGCGGCAGCCUUCACCGCCGCCAUGGGGCCACGCGGGACCCAGGCUACCGCCAGGGCCAAGAGGCCGGAGGAGGUGGAGAAGGAGGCCCGAGCCCGCGUCGUCUCCGAGGGUGGUGACCCUGGGAACCCCAUGCUGGUGCUGGGCUGCCACAGCAUCCAGCUGGGGAAGUACCAGGGUCAGACCUUCCGGUGGCUCCUGGAGAACGACGCGGGCUACGCCUGUCACCUGGUCGCCAGUCACCAGCGGGAGCGGGAGACUAGUGCCUCGUACAGCCCGCUCAUGGCCAACAAGGACAGCCUCGCCCGCUACUCCUGCGCCCACCCCGCUUUUGCGGAGCAUCUCAACCCCCCCACCCUGCCCGGGCGGGGGGGCGAGGCGCUUGUUGGCUUUGGGCUGCACAAGGAGGCCACCCUGAAGGACCUGUGCGACUCCAAGGAGAAGGAGCGUCAGAACUACGUCAAGUGGCUACGGCGGAAGACACCGCAGCCUGGGAGCGCCAUGGACGUCGCCAUUAUGUACUUCUCGGGCCGAGACAAGGAGCGGUCGGCGGAGGCGGCUGCUACACCCCCUCCGCCCGCCAGCAGCAGCACCAGCAGCGGCCCCAGCACCACCACCAGCCAGGCCGCUGCUUCCACCGUGCUGCCGCCCCGCAAGCCGACCGCUCCCAAUUUCAAUUUUCUCGGCCGCGCACAUUUCUUGUGCGCGGGCGUCCGAUGGGCCCAGGGGAGCUGCAGGCCCAGAUCAGGGAACCGAUGACCCCACAAGCACGGCC